AUGCAAUUUCGUGUCGUCAAAGUAUAUGGCUCGUUGAGCUCAUUGGUGUUGCAUCUGAUUUCGUACAAACAAGUAAAAGUGCGGUCUCCAGCGCAAGAUUCAAGGGAGACGGGCGACUGUAAACGCAAUUUGAGCCAGGCCCUGGUUAUCUCAAGUGGAUGCUCUUGCUGA
Plasmopara halstedii is the source of this 171-nucleotide messenger RNA. RefSeq lists its product as uncharacterized. Lineage: Eukaryota; Oomycota; Peronosporomycetes; Peronosporales; Peronosporaceae. The coding region runs from base 1 to 171 and encodes 56 amino acids. The record is from RefSeq and is a predicted model, not a curated record. The transcript is spliced from 2 exons.